ACUGCAUUUCCCAGGAUGCCGCGGGGCGGCGCCGGCCGGAAGGCUGUGCGCCCUGCGCGGGGCAUGAUGGGGGAGCUGGAGAUUUCCAUCAUGGCGGCUUCCAUUUCGGGCUACACCUUCAGCGCUGUGUGUUUCCACAGCGCCAACAGCAACGCGGACCACGAAGGAUUUUUGCUGGGAGAGGUAAGACAAGAAGAAACCUUCAGCAUCAGUGACUCACAGAUCAGCAACACAGAGUUUCUGCAGAUAAUUGAAAUCCACAACCAUCAGCCUUGUUCAAAACUUUUUAGUUUUUAUGACUACGCAAGCAAAGUUAAUGAAGAGAGUUUGGACAGAAUUCUUAAAGAUCGGAGAAAGAAAGUUAUCGGAUGGUACCGAUUCCGGCGAAACACACAGCAGCAGAUGUCAUACAGAGAGCAAGUCAUCCAUAAGCAACUUACUCGCAUCCUCGGUGUGCCCGACCUUGUCUUCCUCCUCUUCAGCUUCAUCUCUACUGCCAACAAUUCCACUCAUGCUUUAGAGUAUGUUCUCUUUAGACCAAAUCGAAGGUAUAAUCAAAGGAUAUCACUUGCUAUUCCCAAUCUAGGCAAUACCAGCCAGCAAGAAUACAAAGUGUCCUCAGUGCCAAACACUUCUCAGAGUUAUGCCAAAGUUAUUAAAGAACACGGUACUGACUUUUUUGAUAAAGAUGGAGUCAUGAAAGACAUCAGGGCAAUUUACCAGGUGUACAAUGCGCUGCAGGAGAAAGUGCAGGCAGUGUGUGCAGAUGUAGAGAAGAGUGAGCGAGUUGUUGAAUCCUGUCAGGCAGAAGUGAACAAAUUAAGAAGACAAAUCACGCAGAGGAAAAAUGAAAAGGAACAAGAAAGAAGGGUGUCAUGAGGCUUAAGAGAGAGCCUGCAAACAGAGCCCAGAAGACAAUGAACAAUGGCAGGUUGUGGCUACUGCUGUCUGGAACAAAGCCUUUGUCCAAGAAGCACAGCCGUGUGGAGCUUGGGUAAGUGGGCACUGUCCGCUUAGAGCCCCUGUGGUCAGAGCCCUGUGCAGGGGGACCCGUGAGAGAGCCUGGCUCAGACCGCCACCUCAUUGUAUCUGUUGUCUACGUCGGACUUUGGGUCUAGCCCAGCCCUACCCAAUGGAACUUUCUGUGAUGGAGAAAGUGGUCUACAGCUGCACCAAACCACCCAGGACCACCAGUCACGUGUGACUGCUCAGCGCUGGAAAUGUGGCUAGCAAGACGAAAGAACUGAGUUUUAGAUUUUUGCUCAGUUCUGACUAAUUUAAAUGUAGGUGUCAGUAGCUGCACGCCGCGUGGCUAAUGGCUCCCACAUUGGGCAGCAUGGGGCACUGACCCCUGUUUCACAAGCAGGAAAUGGUAGAGACAGAGUAGCACAGUAAGAUGCCCAAGGUCACGGAGCUAGGGACAGGAACAGAGCCGAGGCCCCCUGCCUCCUCGUGGAGCUGCGUCUGCUCCAGACCGUGACCGACCGAGUGUCAGCUGGGGGAAGGACAGGAGAAGGCAGUAAACAAAGAGCAGGUUGGAGCAAACGCUCCGGAGCCCCCGCAGGGCUUGGCACCACGGCCUGCACUGCUCCUUGUGGUGUCCUUGGAGCCGGGCAGGAGGAAGGGGACCUCUUCUGUGGCAGCCACAAUCCUGCUGACCCCUGCCCCAACCAGCACACGGCUUUCCCUGCCCUGGCUCCAACAGGAAAGACAGCAUUAUGGGGAGGUCAAGGCCAUCUCCACAGCUCGCACACACAUUCCACCGGCUCCCUCCCUUGGCCUGCCCACCCGGAGGUACCCAGGUGGAGGAUCAAAUUAAUCCCCUUCUUUAUCCGGAGGCUGGCACUCAAAUCUCCACCCACCCAGGGAGAGUGGGCACGGUCACCGUGAGGCUGAGUGACGGCCAAGCCCUCCGGAGAAGGGGUGCUGCGGCAGAGAGCCCUGGCACCUCUCUCCGGCCAUCUGUUCCCGACCCAACCCCCGUGAGCGCGCCUUGCAACGGCGGACACGCAGGUGCUGGGAGAGGCUGCCACAGGCGCCCGGAGACCAGGUGGGACCCAUUGUCAGCCCUUUUCUGUGGCGUCCCCUUCCCCUCCCGCGCUUGUCUCUCUGCCCCACUGCCCCCUCCCCCUUCCCUCUGCUUCUCUUGCAGUAAUGUUUUUAUCAAAGAGUAGCGUAUACCCAGAGAAGGACACAAGCCAGAUCUGCAUAACUUGGGGACUCUUCACAACGUGAACCUGCUUAUAUCAGUGGCACAAAGAGCAGUGACAGAACACGGCUCUGCAUCCUGGAAUGUCCCCUUUCCUGUCCCAUCUCAGGCUGGUGCCCCCCACCCCCCAUGCCUGCCUUCUCUCGACAUAAAGUGACCUGGUCUGUCGCUAACUUGUCGACUCCUGUCACUCAGCGUGGUGUUGGUGAGGUCCAGCACGUGUUCAGUCACUGAUGGAUAUUGGAGACUUUUCGGUGUGUGGGAGAAUGCGAAUGGCACAUCCCGUCACACUCUCGUGGUGGGCUUUGGUAAGCGUAUGUCAUCUUUGGGGCGUGUGUCUGAGAGUGGGUGGCUGGUCUGGCCCUGGACUCCGCCAACGUUUGGCUUCGGUGGGUCCCGCCAACAGUCACACGAGUCCCCUGGUGCGAGGAGAGAUCCAGGAACCCUGCCCUCACCCGCUCUUGGUAGCGUCAGAGGAGACACAUGAGCCGUUCUCUCUGUGGGCGCUGUGUUUUACAGUUGCAUUUCCCUGGCAACUGGCGAGGUUGAACAGUUUUCCGUGUGUUUUUGCCAUCUGAAUAGCUCCUUUUGAGAAGUUCUUGUGUGAGCCUUUUGCUUUUUUUUUUUUUUCCCUGUUGUGCUGUCUGCCUUUUGCUUACUGGUUUGCAGGAGUUCCUCUAUAUUCCAAGAUCUAUGUGUGUACGUGAGUGUGUGCAUGUGUGCAUACAUGCACAUAUGUGAGUAUACCACCAAACAUCUUCCUUCUCCCAGUCAGUGGCUUGUCUGUUUACUCUCUGCAAGGUGUUUUGUGCUGCUCAAAAAAAUCUUUGAUUUUUAUUUUUUAUUUAUUUGACAGAUAGAGAUAGACAGUGAGAGAGAGAGACAGAGAGAAAGGUCUUCCUUCUGUUGGAUCACUCCCCAAAUGGCUGCUACGGCCGGCUCUGCGCUGAUCUGAAGCCAGGAGCCAGGUGCUUCUUCCUGGUCUCCCAUGCAGGUGCAGGGCCCAAGCACUUGGGCCAUCCUCCACUGCCCUCCCGGGCCACAGCAGAGAGCUGGACUGGAAGAGGAGCAACCGGGACUAGAACCCAGCGCCCAUAUGGGAUGCCGGUGCUGCAGGUGGAGGAUUAACCAAGUGAGCCACGGCGCCGGCCCCUCAAAAAUUCUUAAUGAUAAUCCAAUCCAACCGACCAAUUACUUUCCUUUAGAGGGAAGUAUUUUUGUAUCUUAAUUAAGAAAUACUUAUUUCAAGGUCAUGAAACUUUUUUUGGCUAAAAGUAUUAUUUACUUUUCACAUUUUGAUGUUUGUGUGUGGUACGAAUUAAGGGUCAAAUUUUUGUAUGUUCUGUGAUCUAAGGGGCAGAGCUUAGUUUUUCUCCAUGGAUGUGCAGUUGAUUGACCCCAGCUACUGAAGAUGAUCCCUGGGGCUGGCAUUGUGGAGCAGCAGUUUAAGCUGCUGCUCGGGACGCCUGCAUCCCAUGUUGCAGUGCCAGGAUGAAUCCCAGCUCCCCGCUCCUGAUACAGCCUCCUGGGAAGUCAGGGGAUGAUGGCCCAAGUGUUCGGGUCCCUGUCUCCCACAUGGGUGCAGGAGCCCAAGUACUUGGAUCAUCCUCCUCUGCUUUCCAAGGCAACCAGCAGGGAAUGAGAUUGGGAAUGGAGCAGCCAGGACUCAACCGGCACCCACGUGGGAUGCCAAGAUCACGAGUGGCAGCUUAACCCGCCACGCCACGCGCCGGCCCCCAGCCCAUCUAUCUUAAUGAGGGUCAGCAACAGCUGUUGAUACUGGCCAUAAACAUCUUCGAACUUUCUUCUUCUUGGCUCUUUGCAUUUUUGCAUGAGUUGUAGAAUCAGUUUCUCAAAUUCUGCAUCCCCAAUAUCAUCUGCUUGUUUAUUUAUUAAUAUUAAAUGGACUGUAUAUAUCAGUUGGGAAUAAAUAACAUAUUUACAGUAUUGA
Molecule: messenger RNA, 4160 nt
Organism: Oryctolagus cuniculus (rabbit)
Lineage: Eukaryota; Metazoa; Chordata; Mammalia; Lagomorpha; Leporidae
Source: RefSeq, a predicted model, not a curated record